GUAUUUAACUUUAAAACACUAAACAAACUGUUCAUAACAUAAGCACAUGUGAUAUAUAAAUAUUUAUUGCAGUCAUUGUAAACACAUUUUGGCCACAAAUUGUAACCGAUUAUAACUACCGAAACAUCGAUUCAAUGGCCACCACCAUCACCACUAAGGCCGAUACGUUGAUUGUAUUACCGGGCGAAGACAUUACGCCGAUAAUUGCCAAAUAUAACGUGGACACCAGUACCGGCGUCAGCGGCGGCGGCCAAGUAAUGGUCGGUCCGGGAUUGAAACGCGAACCCAACUCACGGAUAAUGGCCGUCAAAUGUGGCCAAUUGAUUAACCGAAACAAUCGUGCCUUUUGGUUGGACUCGCACUUCAAACGAUACACGCCGUCCAAAGGUGACCGUAUUGUCGGCUUUGUGACCAGCAAACAGGCCUACCAGUGCAAAGUGGACAUCCGUUCAAACGAAGUGGCCGUACUGUCGUUGUUGGCCUUUCCCAACGCUACCAAACGCAACAAACCGCCGAUUGAGGUCGGCGAUGCCGUAUACGCUCAAGUGAUUACCGACUGUCCGUACGUCGAAGCCGAACUGGUAUGCGUGACCAGCGACGGCAAAAAAGGCGGUUUAGGUGUACUACCGAAUACUGGCUACGUGUUGACAGUGGCUACCGAUAUUUGUCGCCAAUUGUUGGCACCCGAUUCGCCAAUACUGAAAACACUGGGCAAACGAUUCAAGUUCGAGACGGCAAUCGGUAUGAACGGCAAUAUUUGGAUCAAUUCUGGCCAAUUGGAUACUACGCUGACGAUUGUCAACUUUAUUGAAUCGCUCGAACAUAUACCGAAACACCAGCAUCUGGCCCGCAGUCAACAGUUGGCCGAACAAACGUUUACCGGCAAACGGUAAUCAUCUCCCGUCGGGUAAUCACCCGAAAAAACAAAUGUCUAUUUGAUUUCAUCCAUUGAUUUCAUUGUUAUUAUUAUUAUUACUAUUGUUAUCAUUAAUAAUAAUAAUUAC
Molecule: messenger RNA, 1004 nt
Organism: Oppia nitens
Lineage: Eukaryota; Metazoa; Arthropoda; Arachnida; Sarcoptiformes; Oppiidae
Gene: Rrp40
Product: exosome complex component RRP40-like
Exons: 2
Coding region: 135-893 (252 amino acids)
Biological process (GO): poly(A)-dependent snoRNA 3'-end processing; TRAMP-dependent tRNA surveillance pathway; exonucleolytic trimming to generate mature 3'-end of 5.8S rRNA from tricistronic rRNA transcript (SSU-rRNA, 5.8S rRNA, LSU-rRNA)
Cellular component (GO): cytoplasmic exosome (RNase complex); nuclear exosome (RNase complex)
Molecular function (GO): RNA binding
Source: RefSeq, a predicted model, not a curated record